CCAUGAGGAAGAAGUAAACAAAAGCUGUUAUCCUGAAACAUUUGGAGUCUCGCACAAGACUCCAGAAGUUGUGGUGUCUUAUGUCUGCUUUAUUAAGAGGUUAUGCUGAUACGAGUAGCUCUGUUCAGUUGUGACUAUGGGGAUUUCAGUUUCCUGGAUUUCUAAGGAAACAACCCUCAUUGACAAAGAGGGCAACUUGUCUUCUCUUGUGGAAGAUGGAACGACAGAGAAUGACAGAGUGCCUGACGUCUCCCAGUUUCCUUACGUGGAAUUCACAGGAAGAGACAGCGUGACGUGUCCAACAUGUCAGGGCACCGGGAGGAUCCCCAGAGAACAGGAGAAUCAACUUGUGGCAUUGAUUCCAUACAGUGACCAAAGACUGCGGCCAAGAAGGACGAAGUUGUAUGUAAGUGCAUCAGUGGUGCUCUGCCUGCUGCUGUCCAGUCUGGCUGUUUUCUUCCUCUUCCCUCGCUCCAUUGAUGUAUCUAAUGUGGGAGUCAAGUCUGUUUAUGUCACCUAUGACCUGGAUCAGCACAUCGUCUAUCUCAACAUCACGAACACUCUGAACAUCACCAACAAUAACUAUUAUUCAGUGGAGGUGGCCAACAUCACAGCGCAGGUGCAGUUUGCCAGGACGGUGAUUGGUAACUCUCGCAUCAGUAACGUCAUCACUAUACGUCCUCUGGACAUGAAACAGAUUGAUUAUAUGGUCCCCACUGUCAUUGGAGAUGAGUUAAGCUACAUGUAUGAAUACUGCACCCUGGAAACCAUCAAGGUACACAACAUUGUUGUCAUGACUCACGUGACCAUCACAGCAACAUACUUUGGCCACUCUGAGCAGAUUUCUGAGGAGAUGUAUCAGUACGUGGACUGUGGGGGGAACACCACCACCAUCAGAGGGAUAACCCGACCUAUUGGCAACCCUGCUGAGUAAUGGCUCUCACUCAGGCUAGCGCCAUCAUGGUUCAUGUUUUGAUUUUGUAAAUGUUCAAAACUUGCUGUGUUCAGUCACAAAAGUGUAAAAGUAAAAUUAAUGACAAAUAAAUAUUUGUAAGUGAAGAGAAAGUGUAAUUGUAAUAUAAAAAAAAUUUUCUAGCUUAUAUAAAUGAACAGUUAUGAACAAUUACUAAAAUCAACCUUACUAAUAAUAGUUGUUUUCUUAUAAGUAAACCUUUUUAAAUAGGAAGAUAGAGGACAUCACCCAGUUCCACUGGCUCCCUGAAGCUCAGAGGAUAGACUUUAAAAUACUGAUCUUGUUUUAUAAAUCUCUGAACUGCUUCGCACCAAAAUAUAUUAAAAUGUGCUCUACAA
Messenger RNA from Xiphophorus hellerii (green swordtail), 1311 nucleotides. RefSeq names its product transmembrane protein 106B-like. The transcript is spliced from 8 exons. The coding region runs from base 137 to 934 and encodes 265 amino acids. The record is from RefSeq and is a predicted model, not a curated record. Lineage: Eukaryota; Metazoa; Chordata; Actinopteri; Cyprinodontiformes; Poeciliidae.